CACAUGCUUAUAGUAGUCUGUGCUUGACUUUAUCCUCUUUAUCUCAAUGUGUGGAAUGACAGGUCAGCAAUCCCAAGAUCCUGCUGCCAUAGAUAACAACAUACAGCAACAUUGACAGCAGUAUGUCACGUCCAGAAUCAGAUUCUUCUGAUUCAUAGAAGGUGAAAAGGAGAAAAGAUAGAUUACUACCACCUGAAAGGUAUGGAUAAUGAAGAGGAAACAGGUAUCAUUUAUUUUUCAGUUAUUCAUUGUACUAGGGAACAAAAUCUUUUUUGUGGCAUGAAAUUGCACACAGCUUGUGGGAUUGGUGGGCUCUUUUCCUUGGGGCUGCUGACAGAAUCUCUGUGUGUUCUUGCUUGGCUUUUUAUGAGGCAUGCUUAUUAGUAUUUCUUUUGAUUUUUGUAUUUGUUUUAUUCAGAUUGUAAUAAAUGGGUUUUUGUGUCCUUAUCUCCCUUUAUAAUAAUAUGCAAUGGAUUUUGAGGUUUCCCUGUUGAUAUUAUCCUGUUAAGGUGUCUUUGAGGUCCAGAAUGUUUAUUAUUCAAAUUAUAGUAUUCCAAGGUUUUAGUGUGUGGAAUAAUAACCAUAUGCAUACAUUUUCUCGUGGAAGAUAGAUCAUAUUCAAGGUUUCAUCAAUCAACAAUCCUUUGAAUUAACAUGAAAAACCGAAAAAGUAAAAAAACAAAAAAAAAACUUUGUUUUCUACCCUGAGAAGUAAAUCUACAUUUACAAUGAACUAUUACUUUCCGUAAUUAAUAGAAGAGAUAUUGUCCAAACAUUUAUGCAGCAAUAUUUGAUCAAUUAAGGUUUUUGUAUAGACCAGCUCCACUACAUGUUUAGGGAAAAUGACAUUUUUUAUCAUGUAGAUAGAUAUAUGUGUAUUUCUGAUUAUUAAUUUUGUCUUGCAAAUGUUGGCAAGCUAUUUUACAAGAUCAAAAUGCAAUCACAUCAAAUGAUAUGAAACAAUUAUUAGAAUGUAACUUUCCUGACAUGAUUCAGUCUGGGAUGAAGAAUACUUUGGCACGAACAUGCCGGCCAUGAGCUCGGCAAACUUAGCAUGGAUUGACUUGUAAGGGCGCAGAUCGGGCAAUAACAAAAUUUGAUCUUCGAUGUAUUGCUGAAGAUUGAGCACGCAGUUAAGCUAAGAAGCAAGCUCAUCUGCUACACUUGCCUUGCUUAGUUGCUCCUGCGCCAAGAACAUUCUCAUGCUUCAAGAAGCUCUCCUGAUCGGGUAGGCGGUGAUGAAGGCAGAGGCUGUUUGAUGGUAUCGAAGGUAGGUUGGAUUGGGAUUCGACAAAGAUGGAGAUGGAAUCAUCAGACGAGGCGAGGUAUAAGGACAAAAUGGAGUGUUCUCUUGUGACUACGGCUACUACAAGGAGAGUCGCGGAUCUCGGGCCAAAGGUCAUCGAAAGCUUCGAAAAUGAUGGAUGUUUGAGUAAGAACUUGAAUAGCUUUCUGGAGUGGAUCAAUAAGAGCAUGGAACAAAAACCGUCAUUGUUGUAAGAACAAAGGCAUACAUUUUUAAGAUCGUCGAGGCAACGACAAACGAGGACAACUAGUUAUACUCCUGUGUAAAAUGUUAAGUGAGAAACUACUCGACAGUGAAAGAUGGAUCUUAGCCGGCCAACGGUAGAACCAAAGAUUGCUGAUAAGUAGACAGAUGACAAGAAGGCAAAAACAGCAAGGUACGAACGAUUACAGUAGGAAAAUGACGAAUCUGGCUAAAGAUGGUGACAAAACAUCGAUGUCGAGACUACCUAUAAAGUAUUCGGCAUCGACAAAAAGCUCGAAUCGGUAAGAAAAUAUUCCGGUGGAUGAAGAUGGGACGGCCUCAUGUGUUAGCCAUACCGUAUCCAGCGCAGGGACAUGUUCUUCCAUUGAUGGAGCUUGCGCAGUGUAUGGCGAAUUCCGGCAUCCGCGUCACAUUUGUGAACACAGAGUUCAACCACCGGAGGAUCGUGAAGGCGCUGCCGGAUAAUGAAAGCAUAAGUGAGUUGAUCGAGCUGGCUUCGAUCCCCGACGGGAUGGAGCUCUGGGAAGACCGGAACGAUCUAGGAAAGUUAACGGAAGCCAUGCUACGAGUCAUGCCGGAGAAACUCGAGGCUCUGGUCGAGGAAAUAAACAGCGGCGCCGAAGAAGAUAAGAUUGUGUGUGUUAUCGCAGAUUAUGGCUUAAGCUUUGCCUUUGAGGUUGCGGAGAAGUUCGGCGUCAAGAAGACAGCCUUUUUGCCGGCAUCCGUCGCGCUUUUGGCCUUGGCUCUCGAUGCGCCAAGGCUUGUCGAUGAAGGGAUCCUCGACUGCGACGGAACGCCAUUGAAGGAUGAGACGAUUCGCCUGUCGCUGGACAUGCCGGAAAUCAGAACCGUAGACUUGGCAUGGACGCGCAUCGGCGACGCCGCCGCGCAGAAGAUCUGCUUCAACUCGAUGCUGAAGUCGAUUGAAUCUGCGAAACACAUCGACCGGAUACUAUGCAACUCAUCUCGUGCGCUCGAGCCCGCCGCACUCAAAAUAGUCUCCGCAUGUUCUCCCGUCGGGCCUCUCCUUGCCAGCGCCCGUCUCGGGUGUUCGGCGGGGCAUUUCUGGCAAGAAGACGCGGCCUGCCUCGAAUGGCUUGAUGAGCAGCCGUCGAAUUCAACCGUAUACGCCGCGUUCGGGAGCUUUACCGUCUUCGAUCGGAUUCAGUUCCGAGAGCUCGCGCUAGGCCUGGAGCUCACCAACCGACCUUUCCUAUGGGUCGUCCGGAACGAUAUCAUCGACGACUCCGAUAACGCCUUCCCAGACGGGUUCCUCGACCGGGUGAAGCUGCGGGGGAAAAUCGUGAAAUGGGCGCCGCAGCAGAAGGUGUUGGGUCACACAGCGAUCGCCUGCUUUAUAAGCCAUUGCGGAUGGAACUCGACGAUGGAAGGCGUCGGGAACGGCGUACCGUUCCUCUGCUGGCCUUAUUUCGCCGAUCAGUUCCUCAACGCGACGUACAUUGCCGAUUGCUGGGGAGUCGGGUUGGCGGCGGUUAAAGAUGGGAGCGGCGGCGUUGGACGGGAGGAGAUUAAGAGGAAGAUAGAGAGACUUAUGGGUGAUGAAAGGUAUAAAGUUAGAGCUUUGGAACUACAGGCGAUGGCCGGAGAAGAUGGGACUUCUGGCAAGAACUUGGAGGAGUUUGUGGAAUGGAUCAAAGAAAUUAAGUUGUAGGAAGACGAUUAUGUGUGUUUUAAGGAUUGAUGCAAGAUUGUGGAUGCGUUUGUUUGUUUGUUUUCUUUGGCAUUGCAUUAUUGCAAUAUUUAUUCACUAUUCCUCUAAAGAUUAUGCCUUGUCUAUACGCGUAUUUUUUGAGUU
Messenger RNA from Andrographis paniculata, 3326 nucleotides. RefSeq names its product UDP-glycosyltransferase 83A1-like. Gene Ontology annotation, molecular function: UDP-glycosyltransferase activity. The transcript is spliced from 2 exons. NCBI's taxonomy places the organism in Eukaryota, Viridiplantae, Streptophyta, Magnoliopsida, Lamiales, Acanthaceae. The record is from RefSeq and is a predicted model, not a curated record. Bases 1812 to 3182 code for a protein of 456 amino acids.